AUGUCGACACCAAGCAGCACUGGCCUUGUCGGUAUUUCCGAUUCAGAACUUACACCGCGCCCAGAAUCGGACGGUUUAGAGACCCAUCCGUGGUCACAGACACCUCCAUCCCAUAGGACUCCUUAUGUUACAUUCAAUGGUGCCUCCACGCAGUCAGCCUCAACAUCAAAACUGGUGAUCGAACAGCCAUCUGCUUCCAGGUCAACGCUUGGGUCAGGGGUGUCUGAGCCUUCGUUCAUCCCACAGGGUAUAUACUCGUCUGGCUCACUUGCUUCUCCAGUGUCUCCCGCUCCAUCUGCGAAUCAUACACUACCCCGGCCGCCGGAAUACGGUUCACUGCCUGGGGCGGUACGAUCCACAUAUUCCAUCGCUACAUCUAGUAGCACACAUACGACGUCAGGUGCCAAAAUAGCCGGUUUUUAUACUCGUGGAUCUACUUCAUUUGCACCGAGCUACGCACCCAGCGCUGAUCCCAAUACACCCAGACCCCUGAUACUGAAUAAAUUUGUUCUAUAUGAGAAUAAACGCAAACUAUACGUGGUAGCCACUGGGGCAUCCGACUCUCGCUAUCGCAUGCUACGAAUUGACCGAGCGGCAUCAGAAGAACUUGUCGUAACUGAGGAUGAAGCUGUUUAUACGGAACGAGAAAUAGCGGAUAUUCUUCGCAUGCUUGAAGAUGGAAAUAAGGUGUCUGGUGGACUCAAUAAGGUACAAGAGUUUCACGGCAUUGUAGGGUUCGUUCGCUUCACUGCCGGCUGGUAUAUCGUUCUCAUUACCAAACGGUCUGUCCGUGCCCUAAUGGGUGGCCACUAUAUCUAUCAUUGCGAAGACACUUCUAUUUACAAGAUAUGUCCUACCAUGAAGGUCGAAAAUCCUUCGGAAGAGGCUCGCUACACGUAUGAUGUCACUUCGACGCUUCAGCACAAUCUCACUAAAUUUGGCUAUAAAGCCUGUCCUCAAAUAUCUAAAACCCUUAUUUCAACGAUCGAUAUGCUUGGAAUCACUGCCUUUUGUCGAAUGCAUUCCCCCUUCGCGAACAUAAUGGUGGCCCUGGUGAUUGGAGGGCGAAAAGCCCAGUUGAACGUCUUUGGCCGAAUUAUUUACAUUACGCUUAUCGCCCGCCGGUCUCGCCAUUUUGCUGGAGUUCGAUACUUGAAGCGGGGGGUGGAUGAAGAGGGUAAUGUUGCUAAUGAAGUAGAGACCGAGCAAAUUGUGUCGGAAGCGUCAACCACAGGUUUUUAUGGUCCCCCGGAGAGAUUUCGUGAAGGCAUCACUGAGACUGGCUGGGUCCGUGUACCAAACCCUCGAUACACUAGCUACGUCCAGCACCGAGGCAGUAUUCCCAUAUUUUGGACCCAGGAUACUACAAAUCUUAACCCAAAGCCACCCAUUGAAAUCACGGUUGUCGACCCAUUCUACGCUCCUGCGGGUCGUCAUUUCGAUCGCCUGUUUGCCCGAUACGGAACACCGAUCAUGGUUCUGAAUCUUAUUAAGUCACGAGAGCCUCAGCCCCGAGAGUCCAAGCUCCUACAUGAAUUUGGAGCAUGUGUAGAGUAUUUGAAUCAGUUCCUGCCAGAAGGAAAGAAAAUAAUGUAUGAAGCAUGGGACAUGUCUCAAGCUUACAAAGGCAAGAAACAAGAUGUUAUCAGUUAUCUUGAGGACUACGCCGAAAUGUCAAUAAACCUCACCGGAUUUUUUCACUCGGGACCUGAGCCGUUUUCACACAAGUUGCGGUCCGAAUCUGAAGCUGUCCCUUAUCGUGAUACUAUGCUGGUUCAGAAUGGUGUUUGCCGCACGAAUUGUGUUGACUGCCUCGACCGAACCAAUGCUGCACAGUUUGUCUUUGGGGUUGUGGAGACACCUCAACUGGAAUUCGAUUCGGAUGCGGUAAACAUGCUCACUGAGAUGUAUCAUGAUCAUGGUGAUACGAUCGCCCUCCAGUAUGCUGGAGGAGCACUUGUCAAUAGGGUAGAAUCGUACAGGCGGAUGCCUCAUUGGAACAGCCACUCCCGGGAUGUCAUCGAGAACAUGCGUAGAUUCUAUGCCAACUCGGUGCUCGAUGCCGACAAGCAGGCAUCCAUCGAUGUAUUUCUGGGCACUCGUAGUGAGUCUAAGCCUUGCGGGCCGGCCGAACGCCGGGCCUAUCAACAAUGGUUCCACCCCGAAAACUUGGAUCCUGUGUUCGUACCAGUGCAGUGUUCCUCUGCGUUAUGUGAAUUCGCACAAACACGGGCCGAUUUCUGGGAUGAAUACUAUCGACCUAAACUCUUCACUAGUUUACAGAAACACUUCGCGUUCUCGAUGUCUAGCAGCUCGAAACUCACAGGGGACAAAAAGCUUUCCGAACCCGAGUGCAGUCCGUUUAUUCCUCGUAUAGUGGCCCCAGCCAUGCAGCCCCCAAAGUUGAUGCAGGGAGUUCGAAGAUGGAUGGGGCAAGGGUCUUCUAAGAGAAAGCCGAACCCCAUCACGAUCCCGCCUAAAACUAAUCCGGCUGAAGAUCACCAUGAAGUACUUGACUCGCACUCCAUAGAAGCCAUGGUUGCUCGCGCUCUGUCCCCCGUUGUCUCUGAGAAUGAGAGAACGAAUACCAGAGGUGAGCCUUGCUACCAAGCUGAAAAGGAUUAUAACAUUUAUCUACACGAGGUUCAAAUCGGGCAUGGUGAAAUUGACGACCUCGAUGUUCCUGAAGCAUGUUUGAGGCGAUAUGAUGCUCAUGCCCAAAGCGCAGCUAGGCCACUCGAAGUAGCCUCGGAGGCAAAGGAAACUUUAGACAAGACCCAGCAAUACCUUAAUAGUAGCCUUCCGCAGCAUGUCGGCUACUACUGA
Molecule: messenger RNA, 2826 nt
Organism: Rhizoctonia solani
Lineage: Eukaryota; Fungi; Basidiomycota; Agaricomycetes; Cantharellales; Ceratobasidiaceae
Product: polyphosphoinositide phosphatase
Exons: 16
Coding region: 1-2826 (941 amino acids)
Biological process (GO): phosphatidylinositol dephosphorylation
Cellular component (GO): intracellular membrane-bounded organelle
Molecular function (GO): phosphatidylinositol-3,5-bisphosphate 5-phosphatase activity
Source: RefSeq, a predicted model, not a curated record